Messenger RNA from Kuraishia capsulata CBS 1993, 477 nucleotides. RefSeq lists its product as uncharacterized. Gene Ontology annotation, molecular function: guanyl-nucleotide exchange factor activity; zinc ion binding. Lineage: Eukaryota; Fungi; Ascomycota; Pichiomycetes; Pichiales; Pichiaceae. The record is from RefSeq and is a predicted model, not a curated record. Gene Ontology annotation, cellular component: membrane; cytosol. The transcript has a single exon. The coding region runs from base 1 to 477 and encodes 158 amino acids. Gene Ontology annotation, biological process: post-Golgi vesicle-mediated transport; small GTPase-mediated signal transduction.
AUGCUCAAAUAUCAGCAAUUAAAACAGUCAAAGCCACAAUCGGCCAUCCUAAGAUGCUCUUCAACGGGAUGUAACUGCCGGAUAUUGGAGGUGAAAGACUUCAACUCCGAUUUGCAGUCUAACGACUUCCCCCUCACGAAGAUCACGAAUGCUCCAAAAAUGCCGCAAACUAUAGAGCUUGGAAACGAGGAAGCGUUGUCUGAUGAGUCUCAGGGUCUUUUCUACAGUGUGGAUGACAUGUGGAGUUUCGACAACAUUGGGGUGUCAAAGACCACUGAAAAAUUCGAGGGUACCGAGGAGAUCAAGACCGAAGCUGGUGAAACCAUUUAUUUUCAGCGGUAUCUUAUAUGUGCCGAUUGCGACAGAGGUCCUAUUGGUUUUGCAGGAUAUUUGGGAGACGCUAAGAGGAGUGACGAUGGAAGUGGGCUACACUAUUUCAUUCACCCGGAGUCUGUGAGGUACGAGAUAAAGAGAUAG